AUGGCAAAUGAAACACCACCUGGUCAAACUUUUUCCUCGAAUGAGGCAGCGUUAGCUGUCGAAGAAAGGGCGCCCUUAAAGAGGAAGUCCGACGAAAUCUUGGGGAAUGACCAAAAGAGACGGCAGCGCAGCGAGGAGUCGUCGAUUGUGGAACAAGAUCGGAGAGUUAUUAUUAGUGAGUUGUUUGAUACUUAUGGACUGUAUAAUUAUAGCUGUAUGUGAACCAAAACAAUAAUAGCAUUGAAGGCUGGUUUGUAGAUGUUGAAGUUCAAAUUUAUCCUUUGUCCGCAUUUAAUUUUCCUAUCCUUCAUUUCAAUCUUACUAUUAUCGGGAGAAUUGGUUAAAGAACCAAGUAUUUUUCUCUAGGUGAUGAUCAUUUUAUUAAUAGACCUUGUCACGGUUUUCGACGCCAUCUUGACGAGUAGGCAAACGUGUGAGAAAUUACAGUGUUUGUAUGAGAAUCUAAUGUCGAAUAAUUGCCGUAAAACGGAUCUUCUGAAAGAAAUAUCGAUUGUAAACUAAAGCUAUAUUGUACUAAAAAAUUUGGGAGGCGUACCUGUGCUUAAGUUUCUUCAGACACUUGCUUUAGAUUUUCUAUAUAUUUGUCUGUAAUUUUUCCCGGGACUUUCUUACAGACAAAUGUAUAGAAAAUAGAGUACUAAAGUGUGACGUCAUAAAAAUGAAAUUUCUGAAAUUAUGGGAUUUGUCAGGAUAUUCUGAAAGAACAAUGUCCAAGAGGCCUACUUGCCAAAAAUGAGCAUUUGGGGGCAGUCCCCGGUUGGCCUUUAAUGCCCACAGGAGGCAAUUUUUGUCACAUGCAAGGAGCUAAUAUAAAGUGAAGUGGGAUGAGUGAGUUAUAUUAGUGCAGUAAGACAGCUGAAGAUAGUUCUGAGACAGGACAGUAUAAUUUAUCAUUGCUUCAGCCAAAAGCACUCAUGGUUUGCCGGGGCCUUGAAAAGUCCUUGAAAAUCGAAAAAUUGUGGGAUAUCCUUAAAAGUCCUUCAAUUUUUAUCAAAAGUCCUUGAAUAUUUUUGAAAGCUCCUUGAAUAAAAAUAACCUUUGUUUCAAAAAAGUGUUUUGUGCAAAAAACCUUGGUGAUCAGGUCAUUGUUUGAUCUACUGUACCAGCAAUCCCAGCUUCCUGAGAGGCAGAUUAGAGCAAAUCCAGGAUUAAACUUUUAGUGUGAUUGUGUUUAUCUUCCAGUAGAUUGUCUUAAAAAUAACUAAUUUUGUGUUAUCAUGUCUGGAUCUCAUAUUAAGCUCUGGUUACAUGUCCCUGUAGUAAAAAACCAGAGCUUAAAAUUUGGCUUAACGCUGGGUUAAACCUAACUGUCUUUUGAGGAAAAAGGCCCGGGGUCCAGUUAAGAAGAGGUUUUGGUGUAAAGUUAGUUUGGUUUGCACCUGUAAAUUAAGUAUUCUCAUCAUGUGCUGAUUUAUUAAACACUCUGCAAUGUAGGUGUUCUUCUAGACAUUUCCUCUUGGGUACUUUGUGAAUUCCAGGUACAAUAAUAACCUCUGGGUGCAAUUUCAUAGUGAGGUUGUGGCAGGGGGGUUGUGUGAGCCUCCUUCACAGAUUGUUAGUGAGACUUCUUCAAGCAAAGCAAAGCAAAGCCUUAAGAAUAUAAUAAUGCAUAAGACACUAGGAGAGUUGAUGUCUGCCAUGUUAUGACCUGUACAAUACAUGUACUCUUUGUUUGUUCAACCAACAUUGUCUGUAGGUAUACUUGCUAUUCAGGGGUGAUUAGUAGCCCUAUUUUAGCUGGCUACUGCAUUAUAACAACCCUGCCACUUUUAAGUUUGAAAGUGAGUCAAGCAAAACAAAUAUAGGAGGAUUUGCGUGAUAAAUGAUCAGCUACUUUCCCUAAAAGAUGAGCUACCUUUUAAAAAACCUUAUUGACAACCGUGAUGAUAAUUAGAUAAAUAACUAAGUACCAUCAACAUUUCAGAAACAUGAUGUGCCGUUAGCUUCCAUUCCAUGCUUUCACCAAAAAAAAGGAAUGGCUUUAGAGGAAGCAGAAGCCAAAGGUGGAAAUGAAGAGAAAGACAAACUAAUCGCGUGCCGCGUCGGUUUGCGUCACGCGCAGAAAAUGCCACGCGCUGCUUUCGAUUUUGCUUUGCGUAUGCAAGCAAAUUUCAAUUUCGUGUUUUGCGUUAGUUAACGAUUUUCUCUGAGGAUCCAUCAGUUAGUCAAUGCAUUAGCCGAAGCAUUCAAGUAUUGAGAAUCGAAACCUGUUCGACCUAAACAUCGAAAGCUUUCCUUGACAUAAUAAUGGCAAAUGAAACACCACCUGGUCAAACUUUUUCCUCGAACGAGGCAGCGUUACCAGUCGAAAAAAGGGCGCCCUUAAAGAGGAAGUCCGACGAAAUCUUGGGGAAUGAUCAAAAGAGACGGCAGCGCAGCGAGGAGUCGUCGAUUGCGGAACAAGAUCGGAGAGUUAUUAUUAGUGAGUUGUUUGAUACUUAUGGACUGUUUAAUAGCUGUAUGUGAACCAAACAAUAAUAGCAUUGAAGGCUGGUUUGUAGAUGUUGAAGGUCAAAUUUAUCCUUUGUCCGCAUUUAAUUUUCCUAUCCUUCAUUUCAAUCUUACUAUUAUCGGGAGAAUUGGUAAAAGAACCAAGUAUUUUUCUCUAGGUGAUGAUCAUUUUAUUAAUAGGCCUUGUCACGGUUUUCGACGCCAUCUUGACAAGUAGGCAAACGUGUGAGAAAUCACAGUGUUUGUAUGAGAAUCUAAUGUCGAAUAAUUGCCGUAAAACGGCUGUUCUGAAAGAAAUAUCAGUUGUAAACUAAAGCUACAAAGCAAAGGAUUGUACUAAAAAAUUUUGGGGACGUACCUGUGCUCAAGUUUCUUCAGAUGCUUGCUUUAGAUUUUCCAUAUAUUUGUCUGUAAUUUUUCCCGGGACUUUCUUACUGGCAAAUGUAUAGAAAAUUUAAAAACAUAGUUCUAGGUCUUCUAGUGCAUGGCACGCCCUUAAUUUUUUUCAGUAGAAUCCUUAGGGGUGAAGCUUUAGUUAACAAUUCAUAUUUCUUUCAGAACAACUGUUUUACGGCAAUUAUUCGAUAUUAGAUUUUCAUACAAACACUGUAAUUUCUCACGCGUUUGCCUACUCGGCAAGAUGGCAUCGAAAACUGUGACAAGGUCUAUUGUGAUUAUCUUUUCUCUUGGUUAUGUAUAGAUAUUGUCAGGAGAAACUUCAUGUUGAUCACUCUUGGGUCAAGAGCUUCCUUAAAAUUUGAUAUCUUGUUUCCCUCUGUAUGAUAUUCUGAUUAAGUUUCCUUUUUCAUUGAACAAUUUAAAGACUUUUCCUCUUAGGUUAACUGUUAUCUUCUUAGUGAAAGGUAGUCUCCCAAAGCUGGCUCUACCAGAUGGCUGGAUAGCACUGAACCAUCGUAGUGGUGGAAUUGUCUACCUUCAUAAACCAACACGAGUGUGUACUUGGUCCCGCCCCUAUCACAUUGGUGGAGGAAGUGUCAGGGUAUUGUGAUUCAUUAUUAAUUUUAUUACAUCAUUAUUAUUAUCUUUAUCUUUAUCAUCAUCAUCAUCAUCAUUUUUAUCAUUAUCAUUGUUGUUUUCAUUAUCAUUAUCACCAUUAUAAUGUUAAUAAUAUUAUCAUGAUCAACUUUAUUUCCAUUUUUUAAUCCAGACUUCAAGUUGUAUUUUUUUACAUGCUAGAAACCUCUGAUAUAUUGAAAGGAAACCUUAUUAAUUACUUAAAAUUUUGUUGUUAUUUUAAAAUAAAUUUCAUGAUUUGAAAUAUACAGGUAAUUUAAUUUAAAAAAUGUCAUUUAAAAUUAUUCUAGUUAUCAUUUAAACAAGCUUUAAGGACAGAAAAACAUCAUGACAACUAUGAUACGUUUUCCUUUUUGUGAAAUAUGUGAUGUAUUUUGCUUGAAGAAUUUUAUUAUUAACCAUUUCACUGGUUUUUAGUAAAUUGGUUUCUUAGAAAACCAUGGACAGCAUUUGAUUGCUUUCUUAAACCAUCGAAGUAUGCAUUCAUAAUUUAUUACUUUAAGUAACCUUUUUGCUGUAUAACCAGUUUUUCCACAUUAUAGUCCUUAAAGACAGCUUAAUAUAAUUUCACUGUACAGCUGAAUGGCUGCUCCAUAGUCAUAAUGAAUCUGUUUAAAAGUGAUCUUGGGAAUCUGUUUUGAUCUAAUAAUAUUGAGGCUUAAUUAUUUCAUGUACCAAUGAUAAAAAUAAAAUAAUUAUUAGUGAGAAUAUUAAACAUAAAAUUGAAUCUAUAUAUAUCUUUAUGGUCACCCACCUUUCACUUUUCUGCAUCUUGCGCUUGCCUUAAAACUGUCCCCGGUUGGCCUUUAAUGCCCACAGGAGGCAAUUUUUGUCACAUGCAAGGAGCUAAUAUAAAGUGAAGUGGGAUGAGUGAGUUAUAUUAGUGCAGUAAGACAGCUGAAGAUAGUUCUGAGACAGGACAGUAUAAUUUAUCAUUGCUUCAGCCAAAAGCACUCAUGGUUUGCCGGGGCCUUGAAAAGUCCUUGAAAAUCGAAAAAUUGUGGGAUAUCCUUAAAAGUCCUUCAAUUUUUAUCAAAAGUCCUUGAAUAUUUUUGAAAGCUCCUUGAAUAAAAAUAACCUUUGUUUCAAAAAAGUGUUUUGUGCAAAAAACCUUGGUGAUCAGGUCAUUGUUUGAUCUACUGUACCAGCAAUCCCAGCUUCCUGAGAGGCAGAUUAGAGCAAAUCCAGGAUUAAACUUUUAGUGUGAUUGUGUUUAUCUUCCAGUAGAUUGUCUUAAAAAUAACUAAUUUUGUGUUAUCAUGUCUGGAUCUCAUAUUAAGCUCUGGUUACAUGUCCCUGUAGUAAAAAACCAGAGCUUAAAAUUUGGCUUAACGCUGGGUUAAACCUAACUGUCUUUUGAGGAAAAAGGCCCGGGGUCCAGUUAAGAAGAGGUUUUGGUGUAAAGUUAGUUUGGUUUGCACCUGUAAAUUAAGUAUUCUCAUCAUGUGCUGAUUUAUUAAACACUCUGCAAUGUAGGUGUUCUUCUAGACAUUUCCUCUUGGGUACUUUGUGAAUUCCAGGUACAAUAAUAACCUCUGGGUGCAAUUUCAUAGUGAGGUUGUGGCAGGGGGGUUGUGUGAGCCUCCUUCACAGAUUGUUAGUGAGACUUCUUCAAGCAAAGCAAAGCAAAGCCUUAAGAAUAUAAUAAUGCAUAAGACACUAGGAGAGUUGAUGUCUGCCAUGUUAUGACCUGUACAAUACAUGUACUCUUUGUUUGUUCAACCAACAUUGUCUGUAGGUAUACUUGCUAUUCAGGGGUGAUUAGUAGCCCUAUUUUAGCUGGCUACUGCAUUAUAACAACCCUGCCACUUUUAAGUUUGAAAGUGAGUCAAGCAAAACAAAUAUAGGAGGAUUUGCGUGAUAAAUGAUCAGCUACUUUCCCUAAAAGAUGAGCUACCUUUUAAAAAACCUUAUUGACAACCGUGAUGAUAAUUAGAUAAAUAACUAAGUACCAUCAACAUUUCAGAAACAUGAUGUGCCGUUAGCUUCCAUUCCAUGCUUUCACCAAAAAAAAGGAAUGGCUUUAGAGGAAGCAGAAGCCAAAGGUGGAAAUGAAGAGAAAGACAGCUUUCUGUCAAAGCAAGGAGCUUCAAUUUUGAAUGCACUAAAUAUGAGCGAGAUGAAUAGCGAUGAUGGGACACCAAAGGAGGAUGCUGAUAUUGAGAAAGCACACCUUGUUGAGGGGCAGGAAAGAAAUGGACUGGAUGUGAUCAUGAGCCUUGCCAAUUCAGAUGGUGUGACAGAAAGUAAUGAGGUGACUGGUGUGGAGAUGGAUGAUGUGACACAAAAGGAUGCUGUGACAAAGAGAAGUGAUUUGGAAACACAACACUCACAAGUUGUAGAGGAUUGUAGCUCUUCUAAACAGCAGGAAGGUUUGGGAAAUGAGACAUCUAUGAAACCUGAAAAACUCGUUGAAGAGAGCAGUGGACCUCCGUUGGAUCUAGUAGAUGCUAAAGAGCUUGGAUCAUAUCUUUCAAAUUUAUGGGAAUUUCAACCUCUCACUUCAGACCAAGAAAAGAAUGCUGUCAACUUCCAGCCACAAGUUUCUGAUGACCUUGAACUGCCAGCUUCUUUAGAAUGUCAACCAUACGCACUGAAAGGUCCAGACAAUUCCAAGCAAUCAGGCAAAGACCUAUUACUAAAUCCGGGAGGCAAAACUCCAGUAGCACUUUUACAUGAAUACUGUCAACGAACUUUCAAAACUAAACCAGUUUAUCUAUCCAGUGAAUGCGAGAGCGCACAAACACCAUUUAUGGCUGAGGUUCAGAUAGAUGGAAUCAAGUAUGGAAUUGGAACAGGGUCAAACAAGAAAGUAGCGAAACAGGUUGCCGCUGAGGCAACACUAGAAGUGUUGAUGCCUGGAGUUUUCAACAAAGUGCGUGAUUACCAGAUAUCAAAAGCUGAAUUAGAGGUAGGGAAAAAUCAUAAGAAUCAUCAUUAAAAAAAUCUUUUCAGAUAGUUUUCUUAUCGUUUUAUGAUAAUUUGAUUUUUCCUACUUUGAUUGACUCUCUUAAGUAACUGGUGUUUCAAUUCGUUAAAUUCAGUUGUUUAAAUCUUUAUUUACCAUUUUUAUUUAUACCCACUGUAAUAAUAUCAAGUGAAGGCCUCACAAAACUGGGAGAUGAAAAAAUCACUACUUAAUGUAUUAGCCAUUUUAGAUUUUUUUGUAAGGCACACAAGAAACUUCCAAAUGAUAUUAGAGAGUUUUAGCUUCAUGUAUAUGUUGUGGUUCAAUUUUAUCCUUGGUUUAAAUUUUAUUUUCUUUUGUUUCAAACUCAUUAUCAUGCAUUACCGUACUCAAAAACAAAGGGAAAUAAAAUUUAAAUGAAGGAUAAAAUUGAACCAGAACAUAUACUUCAUACGGCAAAUGAGAAUUUUUACCACAUGACUAAGUUCUCCCAUUAAUUUUAGAACUUUACUGUUCAUUAUUUCUACACAUAAAUUAAUAGUUUCAUGCAUCUCUUAACCAUAAGAAUAAUUAUUGUUUUGAGCUGUUUUUAUUUGCCCAUUUUCUAUCUUGAGAAAUUCUCAACUUGAAUCAGAUGUUUGCCAUUUGCUGUCUACAUGAAGUUAAAACUCCCUCAUGUUAGCUCAGGGCAUCUUUCUUGGUUGCCUCUAUAUCGUCUACAGGUCUGGUGCAUGAUGGUUGAAUUAAAACCCUUCUAUGGUAUUUAUGCAAGUUGUAUAUUAUUACGUAUUAAUCCCUUAACUUGAUAUACAUGUAUUUGUUUGCUUGUACACUGCACAGUUUUUUGACAAAAUAGACAUCGGUGAUCCCCGGAUCCCGGAGUUCUGUUCAAAGACAACACUUCCUAAUCCAUCACAAAUCCUUGACGAAUGUUUAAAAAGGUGAGGGCCUGUUGAAUAUGUUGAUGUGUAUCUUUUUUUUUAAUAUGAAGAAAUUACAAUCAACUUUCUCUAAACAGAUGCCUCUAUUUGACAUACAUCCCCCUUAUAAGGACGCUUAGAGUCGGUUACUUGAAUGAUGUCUAAUUUACAGCUGUAGCUCAUAUGGCCUAAGAAAUCUUUGGACCUCCAGAUUUCUUCCUUAGUUAGUGAUUUAAUGAAGAUAAGUGCCUUUCUAGUCUAUGCAAUAUGCUUUCAUGAAGCUGUUCUUUAGAUGUAUGUGUUGGGAAAGCUCAAAAUGUACAAUUAGGUCAUUUUGUUAGCACUGUCUAAAAACUGUUUAAAUGACCAAUCCUUUACACUUUUUGGGCAGACACAGAGCUGACUGUAUAUGCAUCCUCAAGAUUUUUUGUUUGUCCUCAUUCUUGUGUAGAUUCUUUUCAACAACCCCUGUAUUGAAUAUAACACAUAAGGAAUGUUAACAUGAUAAAAUAUUGCAAAGGACAUUUACAACCAGGCAGCUUCUUACUAAAAAAUAGUAAUGAUAUUGUGCCUCUAACUGUUGACUGCUUUAUCACAUUGUGGCUGGCUGUCACAGAUUUUGACAAUCUGCUUGUCUCCCUGCCUGCUUGCCUAUCUGUCUGUCUUUCUGCCUCUCUCUUUGUCUGUCUGUCUGCCUGUCUGUUUAUCUGUCUGUCUGCCUGCCUAUCUAUCCAUCUGUCUGUCGUCUGUCCAUCCAUCUGCCCGCCUGCCUGCCCAUCUGUCUGUCAGCCCGCUUGCCUGCCUGUCUUUCCAUGUGUCGGUCCGUCUGUCAUCCAUCCAUCCAUCUGCCCUCUAGCCUGAAUUUCUUCCGAUUACUUCGAGUCGUUAUUACUCCCUCAGUAACAUCUGAAUCGACUGGCCGUUAAUGCGGUCCAGUGACGUCACUACUCUUUGAUCUUUGCUUUAAUUCAUGCAAAAAGUAAAACACGAUUUUCAAGUGGCAAAACGAGAAAUAUUGUUUGGAAAUGUCUGCAUGAUACAGAACUGCUUUGUUUUUUCAUAUUUAUUUAUUUAUUUUUCAUAAUUAUACAUAAUUAUGCGAAUGUUUAGACAAUCAACCAAUCAAAAUCACUACCCGGUUUUCGGGUAGUGAGUGACGUCACUGGACGGCAUUAACGGCCGGUCGAUUCAGACGUUGUUGAGAGGAGAAAACAACUCGAAGCAAUGGGAUGAAUUUCAGGCUAUCUGCCCUCCUGGCUGCCUGUUUUUCCAUCCAUCCACCUGUCUGUCUGUCCGUCCGUCUGUCUGUCGGUCCAUCUCUCUCUCUGCAGUCAACUGUUUAACCAUAGUCUGGAACACAACUUAGCCAUCAACAGGUUCCCUGAAUUUGCUCUCUUUUAAUUGCAGAAACCAAGGUGUAUGUCCCUCUUCUAUCAACUUCACAACCGUCUGUGCGCCAGACAGAAGUCUCUCGUAUAAAAUAACCUGUGGCAAACACGAAGCAAUGGUAUAACACUCUUUCUCUAAUAGGCCAUAUAAUAAUAACUAAUAAUAAUAACUUUAUUUCUAUAGCGCUCUUUUCCUAUGUUCAAGGUGCUUUACAGUCAAAGUCAAGGUCUUUACAGUCAUAUCCCCUCUGUCAGUUUUUAGGAUGGAGGAUUAUNACCAUAGUCUGGAACACAACUUAGCCAUCAACAGGUUCCCUGAAUUUGCUCUCUUUUAAUUGCAGAAACCAAGGUGUAUGUCCCUCUUCUAUCAACUUCACAACCGUCUGUGCGCCAGACAGAAGUCUCUCGUAUAAAAUAACCUGUGGCAAACACGAAGCAAUGGUAUAACACUCUUUCUCUAAUAGGCCAUAUAAUAAUAACUAAUAAUAAUAACUUUAUUUCUAUAGCGCUCUUUUCCUAUGUUCAAGGUGCUUUACAGUCAAAGUCAAGGUCUUUACAGUCAUAUCCCCUCUGUCAGUUUUUAGGAUGGAGGAUUAUCAUGUAAGGCUUUUCUGAGAGGAAUGCAUGCACUAGGAAUUUGACAUACCAAACACUCACAAAAAGGGAAUACGUGCAAAAAAGUCUUGGUCUUUUUUUUAACAAAAGUGCACCCGGAGGCUUCCAUCAUGAAAGCAAUUGACAAACUAAGGGAGGAGGCCCAGGCAAGGGGCAGGAGUGUGGAGAAAAAUUUUUCCUCUCCUCUCCCCUUCUCCUCCUUUCUUUUGAACCAUCAACCUCUCCCCUUGGAAUCAUUUUUUUUUUACUUGCGCUAAUACUCUGACUCUGUCAGUUUCAACUUCCAAAUUGUUCGCACCACAAAAUACAAUUGCUUUGCGGGCUAAAAAAGUCUAAGUUUUUCAUUUUAUUUUUUGUCUUAGUUCUUAAUGUGUGACAUAAUUAUCUUUUCAGGGUCCUUGUAAAAACAAGCGACUUGGAAAGCAGUUGGCUGCACAACAAAUUUUAAAGGUACAACCGUUGUUUUCUUUGACAUUCCACUCUCCUUUUAUGUGGAGUAGUUGUAGAUAAAAUCUCUUUGCAGAAUAAACCAGUAUUCAUCUUAGGGUGCUUUCCAUUAAUUUUGUCAGAACUGACCGGUCAGACUGUUCCCGUUGCGAUGAUGACUGGUCAGGCAAUGGUCAAGCCGGCCAGUUCUGACAAAUGGAAAGCGUCCUUAGUUUUGAUUCAGAGUUUUCUUUGUUUCCUAACCCCAUUUAUUCAUAGGGAAAUCCUGAUUUAACCUGAGAAUAAAUUUUACCUGCAAAAGAUACACAUCUAACUUUUAUAAGUUGACCUGACCAUUUUAUCAGCGCUUUUGUUCCUGACCCCUUUACAAGUUGAUCCUUACAAAACUUCAUUACUCUCCAUGACAGACUCAUACAGUAUCAGUGCCAACAGCUUCUGUCUUAAGGUGAUGUUACACGGGACUAUUUGCAACGACGAUUAUUGGUGCAACACAGCGUUGCCAUGCUGGAACAAUGUUGUGACCAUUUGAAACAAUGUCCCAACAAUAUUGCAACGCUGUGUUGCGCUAAAAAUCAUCGUUGUGAAUUGUCUCGUGUAACGUCACCUUUAGAGAGAGUUGGCUGUGUAUACUUCAUUUUGCCAAGUUCAACUUUGCAGCCUCAUCUUUCUAACCAUCAUCAUCAUCAUUAUCAUCAUUAUCAUCAUCAUCUUUUUACCUAUUAUUUACUCAAAGUAUUGAUGUUGGGUAUUCUUUUGUAGAAGCUUCAUCCACACCUGGAAAAGUGGGGUGCCUUGAUCCGCAUCUAUUGUGACCGACCUACUGGUGCAAUAAAAAAGGUACAUACUGAUUUUCUUUUGGGAAAAAGGCCUUCUCCCUGCUGCCGCCUCCUCUUCUUCUCGUCCCCUGGAGCAAGAGGGCCCUGGGGACAAAAAGAAGAGAAACUUAGGGAUUGA
Porites evermanni is the source of this 10739-nucleotide messenger RNA. Lineage: Eukaryota; Metazoa; Cnidaria; Anthozoa; Scleractinia; Poritidae. The record is from the annotation of a GenBank genome assembly.